Messenger RNA from Psammomys obesus (fat sand rat), 1476 nucleotides. RefSeq names its product cathepsin S (gene Ctss). Gene Ontology annotation, cellular component: lysosome. Gene Ontology annotation, molecular function: cysteine-type endopeptidase activity. Gene Ontology annotation, biological process: immune response. The record is from RefSeq and is a predicted model, not a curated record. NCBI's taxonomy places the organism in Eukaryota, Metazoa, Chordata, Mammalia, Rodentia, Muridae. The transcript has 8 exons. Bases 125 to 1153 code for a protein of 342 amino acids.
AAAUGAGAGCUCACUUCCUCAUUGUGGACGCUGCUGCGUGUGGCAAGCUCUUUUUAAAGUCAGUCCAGCUCGCCUCCCGCUGCCUGGAGCAUCUCUGGAGUGAGAGCCACACUUGAGGGAGACCAUGGGGACCCCUGCUCACGCUGCCGUCAGAAUGAGAUGGCUGUUUUGGGUGCCCCUGGUGUGCUCCCUGGCGAUGGAGCAGCUGCAGAGAGACCCUGCCCUGGACCACCACUGGCAGCUCUGGAAGAAAGCCCAUAAGAAAGAAUACAAGGACCAGAAUGAAGAAGAAGCACGGCGUCUCAUCUGGGAGAAGAACCUGAGGUUUGUGACACUCCACAACCUGGAACACACUCUGGGAAUGCAUUCAUACACCGUGGCCAUGAACCACAUGGGAGACAUGACCAGUGAAGAAGUCCUUUUUGGGAUGAGCUCCCUGAGACUGCCCAGACACUGGCAGAAAAACAGUACUCUCAAGUCAAGCUCUAAUCAGAAACUGCCUGAGUUUCUGGACUGGCGGGAGAAGGGGUGUGUCACUGAAGUGAAAUACCAGGGUUCUUGCGGGGCCUGCUGGGCCUUCAGCGCUGUGGGGGCCCUUGAAGCCCAGCUGAAGCUGAAGACGGGGAAGCUGCUGUCUCUCAGCGCUCAGAACCUGGUGGACUGCUCCACGAAAGCAAAAUACGGGAACAAAGGCUGCGGCGGCGGCUUCAUGACGGAGGCUUUCCAGUACAUCAUUGACAACGGCGGCAUCGACUCAGAAGCCUCCUAUCCCUACAGAGCCAUGGAUGAAAAGUGUCAUUACAACGAAAAAGACCGAGCUGCCACCUGCUCAAGGUACACGGAGCUUCCCUCUGGUGACGAAGAUGCCAUGAAAGAAGCAGUGGCCACUAAAGGACCUGUGUCUGUGGGCAUCGAUGCCAGCCACGCCUCCUUCUUCCUCUACAAAAGUGGUGUCUACGAUGACCCCGCCUGCACUGACAAGGUGAACCAUGGCGUGCUGGUGGUUGGCUAUGGGAGCCUUGACGGGAAAGACUACUGGCUUGUGAAAAACAGCUGGGGCCUUAACUUUGGUGAUCAAGGAUAUAUUCGAAUGGCAAGAAAUAAGAACAAUCAUUGUGGGAUUGCUAGCUAUGGCUCGUACCCAGAAAUGUAAACAAUCUCUUCUUUUUCUAACAAGUCAUGAAGAUGGAAUUCACUCUAACUUGCUAGCACCACCUCUCUCCAGAGGAGACCAGCCUGUCAUGAUCAGCGUGUAAUUACUGUCUAACUAGGUUACAGUUCGUUCCCUUAUCCCAGGCCCUCUCUCUGAAAACUCUGUGAGCGAGAAUGGACUGUAGAUGGGGUGCUGUCAGAGUGUGUCCCAGGAUAUUCAAGUUUGCUUUUUCUGUAUUUUAUACCCUGCUGUCCAGCGUCUUCUAAUAACCUCCUGUAACGUGAUAGCCCCAAAGUGCUUAAUAAAUCUGUCGUUUCAAAUCU